This is a messenger RNA of Astyanax mexicanus (Mexican tetra), 1670 nucleotides long. Its product is annotated as chemerin-like receptor 2. The record is from RefSeq and is a predicted model, not a curated record. NCBI's taxonomy places the organism in Eukaryota, Metazoa, Chordata, Actinopteri, Characiformes, Acestrorhamphidae. The coding region runs from base 99 to 1094 and encodes 331 amino acids. Gene Ontology annotation, biological process: phospholipase C-activating G protein-coupled receptor signaling pathway; positive regulation of cytosolic calcium ion concentration; inflammatory response. The transcript has 2 exons. Gene Ontology annotation, cellular component: plasma membrane. Gene Ontology annotation, molecular function: complement receptor activity; G protein-coupled receptor activity.
ACUGCAGUGUAAAGAUAGAGUGAGAGUUCAGUUUAGCUCCUGAGUCACCAGACAGGCUGUUAACUUCCUUCUGCUUCAUUUGCCUGAGAACUUCCAAGAUGUCCUUCAACCUCUCAGAGAUCGAGUUUGAUUAUACUGUGUUUAAUCAGGAGAUCUUGGAAAAAACUGAAUACCUGAAACUCAUCAGGAUGCUCUACAUGGUUACAUACCUCUUCAUAUGCGUGACGGGUGUGGUCCUCAACGCUUAUGUGAUCAUCGCAGGUGUCCGCAAGUUUCGAAGCCACAGGAAUCCCACUGUUUGGGAGCAGCACACCUGUGCAUGGGUUCUGGCGCUGGCCGUGACCCAUCUGGUGUUCUCCGGCUUCCUGGUGCUGCAGUUCCUCUACGCCUGGAGGCACUUCAAUUGGCAUCAUGGAGCGGCUCUAUGCAAGAUCUCGUCCUACGUUUUCUACUACAGCAUGUUCUCUACGGCUGCCCUGCUCAGCCUGACGAGUGUCGGCAGCUGUAUCGGCAGCAGCACGUGCUUUAAAGGCAUUCGUUUCAGCAAACGUGAAAAGUUCUUGGUUAUCCUCAUGGUGCUGAGCUCCUGGACGUUCGGGGCGGUCCUUAGCAGCCCAUCUCUGCUUUCCCGAGAGCUUCGAUACACGGAGGUGGGACUGCAGUGCAUUGACGACUUUGAUCUGGACAAGGAGAAGACCACAGACCACGGUUUGGCAACACUGACCACCGUCGUGCUCUGCAGGUUCCUGCUGGGGGUUUUGUUUCCUGUGAUUUUGAUGAUCAUCAGCGCAUGUAUAGCACAACGGCGAGGGGUCCACAAAAAGGGCACUUGUCAUAAGAUUGCCCUUGCAGUCAAGGUGGCCUACUUCAUCUGCUGGGCGCCUCUACUCUCGAUGGCGCUCAUUCAGGUCAAAGAAGGGAAUAUCAAAAGUUUCAAAUAUGGGUUUCCAGCAGCAACCGUGCUGGCUGCAGCUCACUGCUUCAUCAACCCCAUCAUCUACCUGCUGGUGGGACGCAAAACCAACAUGGCGUGGAUGCUGGAGGUCCCAGAUCCAAAAACAAAAAUGUCCCAGAAUGAAGACAUAGAACUGUGAACAUGAUGCAGAGAAUUCUGCAGUAAUAUUGUGUGCAGCUGAAUUACCAGCAGUUAACCCAGAUCCAGUAAGCAAUCUAGAAUUCGAAUAACUGCUGCUAAAUUAAGGAAACAAAUAAAGAAUUGCAUUCCCUUCUCCAAAGCACAAAUAAUUCAUACAUGCAAUAUAUUGUAUAUUAGCAUCAGCAUGGACCCACCAUCAUUAAAAAUGUUACUUUAAUUCAGUAAUGUAGUUUAAAAUGUGAAACUUCUAUAUAUAUAUGUAUAUAUGUAUAUAAGUGAGAGUGAUCUAUUUUUGCGUUAUUUUUAUUCUUUUAUUAUUGAAGAUUAUGGUUUAUAGCAAAUGAAAACCCCAAAAUCUGUGUCUCAGAAAAUUUGAAUAUUAUAUAAGACCAAUUGGUACGUUUGUCAGUGUGGGCAGUGUGCCAAGUCUUGCUGGAAAAUUAAAUCCACAUCUCCAUAAAAGUUGUUUUCAGCAGAGGGAAGCUGUAAGAUAUGAAGUGCUGUAAGUGAUUCUGUGGGAACACAAAACUGUAAGACUUUCGACUUGAUAAUAAAACACAGUGGAUCAACACCA